This is a messenger RNA of Galeopterus variegatus (Sunda flying lemur), 3038 nucleotides long. RefSeq names its product tripartite motif containing 44 (gene TRIM44). The record is from RefSeq and is a predicted model, not a curated record. Gene Ontology annotation, molecular function: zinc ion binding. The transcript is spliced from 5 exons. The coding region runs from base 171 to 1205 and encodes 344 amino acids. NCBI's taxonomy places the organism in Eukaryota, Metazoa, Chordata, Mammalia, Dermoptera, Cynocephalidae.
CUGGCCCGGGCGGGGGCUGCCGUGGCCCCAGAUCUCGCUCCGAGACGCGGCGCGGCCCAGACGGGCAGCGACUCCCGGGGAAAGGACCCCGGGGAGGGGGGAAGAGGCCGUGCGAGGGGAAGGCGGCGAGCUCGGAGGCCCGGAGGCCUUGGCCGCGCCCCAGCACCCACAUGGCCUCUGGAGGGGGCGCGGCCUUCGAGGAGCUGCCUCACGACGGCACGUGUGACGAGUGCGAGCCCGACGAGGCUCCGGGGGCCGAGGAAGUGUGCCGAGAAUGCGGCUUCUGCUAUUGCCGCCGCCACGCCGAGGCGCACAGGCAGAAGUUCCUCAGCCACCACCUGGCCGAAUAUAUCCACGGCGCCCAGGCCUGGAUGUCUCCAGCUGAUGGGGAGGGAGCGAGGAAAGAAGCGGUCGGGGCCAACGGGGAGCAAGAGAGGGAGAUAGAAAGCGAGGCCGGGGAAGAGAGCGAGUCUGAGGAAGACAGUGAGUCGGAAGAAGAGAGCGAAACGGAGGAAGAGAGUGAGGAUGAGAGCGACGGAGAGAGCGAAGAAGACAGUGAAGAAGAAAUGGAGGAUGAGCAAGAAAGCGAGGCAGAGGAAGACAACCAGGAAGAAGGGGAGUCUGAGGCAGAGGGAGAAACUGAGGCAGAAAGCGAAUUUGACCCAGAAGUAGAAAUGGAAGCAGAGAGAGUAGCCAAGAGGAAGUGCCCAGACCAUGGGCUCGAUUUGAGCACCUAUUGCCAGGAGGAUAGGCAGCUUAUCUGUGUCCUGUGUCCAGUCAUUGGGGCCCAUCAGGGUCACCAACUCUCCACCCUAGAUGAAGCCUUCGAGGAACUAAGAAGCAAAGAUUCAGGCGGACUGAAGGCGGCUAUGAUUGAGUUGGUGGAAAGGUUAAAGUUCAAGAGCUCAGACCCUAAAGUAACUCGGGACCAGAUGAAGGUGUUUAUACAGCAAGAAUUUAAGAAAGUUCAAAAAGUGAUUGCCGAUGAGGAGCAAAAGGCCCUUCAUCUAGUGGACAUCCAGGAAGCAAUGGCCACGGCUCAUGUGACUGAGAUACUGGCAGACAUCCAAUCUCACAUGGAUAGAUUGAUGACUCAGAUGGCCCAAGCCAAGGAACAACUUGAUACCUCUAAUGAAUCAGCUGAGCCAAAGGCAGAGGAUGAUGAGGAAGGACCCAGUGGUGCCAGUGAAGAAGAGGACACAUGAAGACUUGCCAUCCCCAGUGGAAAAUCAUCCCCUCCCCUUGUGUGUGUAUGUGACAGCGUGUAUGUACCAGCUUCUGAUUUCUGUGAAAGCUGCCCAGCAACAAACGUACUUCCACCGGAUAUGUCCCCAGAUUCACAGCAGCACAUAUCUUUCCAAGGAAUGACCAGUUUUAUGCUUACUGACUGUGUGCUUCUCAUUCUCUCAUUGUGGUAGGUCAAGGAAAAAGAGCCCCUUUAAUCAACCAGGAGCAAUUAAGAAGGGUUCUUCAGGUAAUCCCUCAAUGGCUGCUUUGAACUUACUCUGGAAAGCCAGCUGCUGUGAUAUAGUAUAACCAAACAGUAUCACUUCAUUAGGAAGGAUCUGGAAUAAUCUUGAAGGGAAGUCAAAGUUUUUUCCCUACCUGCUUACAAAAACCCCACUUUGUUCAUAUUGAAACAUGAAAUAAAUGAGGGCAAAAUAGGGCUGAAUUGACCCAUGUAGACAGUCUCUGAAGUCCAGUUUUACAUUUGUGAAAAUGCGGUACCAUGAAUUAAGAUGGAUGACUUGAAAAUGGGGUAGGAGAAAGAGUUAAAGAUAUAGAUAUUUUUAGUACAGAAGUUAUCCAGGACUUCAGAUUCAUAAUUCAGUGCUGUGGAAAUUUAAAAAAAUGAUUGAAGGAGGUGGAAAGGAAAUGACCUUGGUGGGGGAGAAAAGAAGAGGACCAAAGAAAUCUGAUUAAAAGUUGAAAUCAAUAUUUCUGAAUUCAAAUUGCCUAAGUUUCUAAAACAGUCACUGAAGGAUCUGAUAGAACCUGAAUUAUUUGGGUGAAUUCUGCAGGUCUUAUGGGCUUGUCACAACAUGAAAAGCUGGAAUGUUUAUUACCAAACAGGCAUUUUCAGUGUAGGUUUUUGCUGGUCCUAUCCCCAAUUAGCCUAAUUUGGCCUAAAUGCAGCGUGGGAAAAUUCUUGCCAUAUCAUAAUGUACUGAAUUCAGCUCCACCUCCCAGCAAAUAUAUCCUCUUUUUACUCCAACUGGAACCCUUUUUUUGUGGCAGUUCCCACCCACAGUCCUUUAGAUCAUCUCCCACACUCUGGCUCUCUCCUAAAUAACAUGAGCAGAGACACACCUGAGGUUGGACAUCCUUUACUUUCCCCACUUCCAAAUCACAAUUCCUUACCAUCAAGCUUUUUACUCCCAAAUAAAUAGGCAGUGAUAUACUAGGGGAAUACAAAAUUGCAAGCUCAGAAACUUGCAUCUUCCUGAAAAAACAUCAGUUUUACUUAACAAAUGGUUUGGAGUCAGGAGAUGAUUUUACUUUUAUAUAAAACAAUUAUAUUAUGGACUGGAAUGUUCAUACACAGAUAAAAUGGAAGACUUUUUCAAGGUAAUUCUUAUUUGCAAAUAGGCUAUGUGCUCUCUAUCCUCUUCCUUUAGUGGUAUUCUGAUGUUCAGUUUUAAGGAAUACAGUUGGAACCAUAUCCAAGCAACCUUGGGGGUGCUGCUGACCCAGGGCCUAGGCUUCUAGUGCCUCUGAGGCAGAAGCAAAAGAGCUUUCACUGGGGGACAUCCCUCUCUUCUUGCCUGCCUGCCUGCCAGUGACCUGUGUAAAGCUUUAGGGCUAGCUGAUUUGUGUGUGUGCAGGGUGGUUUUGAGACAGAAACAAUACUUGCUUACUGUAGGAGUCCUAAUUCUAGCAUUGUUCAAUCCUGUGCAUGCUAUGAAAUGAUUUAUUCCUUUGAGGCCAGGGAACUACCAGGCAUAUAGACUUCUAGAUUAGUGUUACCCUAGCUCACUAAAUGUGUCAGAAUUUGGGGCUGUGAGGAGUUUGAGCUUUUUUUUUUUUUUUUUUUUUUU